Colletotrichum spaethianum is the source of this 354-nucleotide messenger RNA. RefSeq lists its product as uncharacterized. The coding region runs from base 1 to 354 and encodes 117 amino acids. The transcript has a single exon. NCBI's taxonomy places the organism in Eukaryota, Fungi, Ascomycota, Sordariomycetes, Glomerellales, Glomerellaceae. The record is from RefSeq and is a predicted model, not a curated record.
AUGUCCUCUUCUGCCGCGAGCUGCCCAGAUGCUUCCAGCCUACCAGACUUCGUCAACAUACACGGGAUACCAGGCAACAUCAGUACCGGCUUCGUACCGAUCGGCCGGAACAAGUCGUACGAGGCGAUGACGACGUGCUGCUUCCCCGAGGACGUCAGCACCGCCAGCGACUGCUACUACUGGUGCGAGGUGCCAAAAGACGCCCUCGACGGUUUUGGUUCAUGCCUGGCACGCCAAGGGAUGGGGAGGGGAAUAGUCGGGUUCCACGAGAGCGGAUCCAGCCGGUCGACGACGGGAGGUAGUUUGGUGGGACUUGCGGUGUGGUUGCUACUUGUCACGAGCGUAUUGUCCUAG